Talaromyces stipitatus ATCC 10500 is the source of this 2559-nucleotide messenger RNA. RefSeq lists its product as uncharacterized. The coding region runs from base 1 to 2559 and encodes 852 amino acids. The record is from RefSeq and is a predicted model, not a curated record. NCBI's taxonomy places the organism in Eukaryota, Fungi, Ascomycota, Eurotiomycetes, Eurotiales, Trichocomaceae. The transcript is spliced from 5 exons.
AUGCAAACGUCUCGCCAUGUCGACCGAGGAAUAGAAAAUGCAGACUCCUCCAAGUCUCUCAACAAACCUCAGCGAAAGAGUACGAAGCCCAGCACCAUGCCUGAGCACCGCAAGCCGCAAAAUCCUCAUCACAGAGGCUUACCCAAAACUCAACCCCUAGCCCAAAGAAGAGAGAAUGGGAGAAAACCGCCUAGUUUCUUUAUCGAACGCCGUAAGCACCACGCUGCAGCCGGACCAACUCCCCCCAAUGAUGCGGAUAAUACCAAGGUGUCGAAGAAGUCUGUUCAAGCGAAGUGGAAUAGGUUCUGUCUUGAUCAGUUACGAGAGGAUCCGGAAGUAGUAAUGCAGAACUUAGGAGCGGCUGAGAUCAAGACAUUCUUUGACUGGAUUGACGAAAACUUCAGGGGUUCUGUGAAAGCGGAUUCCUCCUUUAGUAACUACUGGAGGGUUUUAAAAGGUUUAUAUUAUGACAAGACUUUCAAAACUCUGGAUGAGGCUACAAUCAAAGAUUGUAUUAAUUACAGGAGAGAAGUCUCCAAGAGAAUGGGCCUCCGAAGGCUACCAAAACCAAAGCCGGUAUCACGAAAUGAUGAUCUACUUCACUUUCUUGUUGUUCACUUGGUUUGGGAUGACUCCGUAUUCCCGGAUGAAGCACAGCGAUUCUAUCUCUUCGUUGGCCUGAAUUUGUCUAGCGUGACAAGCUGUCGCGCAGUUUCCCUCUUCGACACUCGAAAGGAUACUGACGACUGCGAGUCCCCAGGAACAGAAGAAGGUUUAGAUUGUGGAAAAAGCGAGUCUCUGAUUGAAGACUAUUCGAGCGAUGAUGCGGUCUCCAAAUCCGACAAUUAUGACAUCCUGGCGGAACAUGAUCUGCAUGUUGUUCAUGAGGAGGGAGUGAUUUCAGCCCAUAGAGUGGCUGAGUUGGAGCGUACUAACUUCAGUGCCAAUUCGGAAGACAUAAGGUUGAGCGAAGUCGACACGAUGUGUGACACUCCCGGUGAUGAUUUUGACAUGGAUAUCGAUUACGAAUCUGAUAUAUCAAGUGUCACUGAUGAUGGUUAUCUGGGUGGCAAUGACGAAACUAGGACCAUUCUCUGGAGACAUAUCAGUUUUCGCAUUGUGCGUAGUCCACAGCAGGGAAUGCCGAACCUCCUCAUCGCGAUAGUUUCCCUUGUUAAUACCAAGGGGCAGGAUAGGAAACCAAGAGUCAAGCGGUUUGUGAUUGAACAUGAAGAUAACCCUUUAUUCGACCUAUUAGGCCAAUUGAUAGCAAUGGCCUUUUAUGACGAAAUUUUUGUCGCUGAGUUCAGAGAUAUAGAAGAUGUCUACUUGCGGAACAUUCCUGACCACAAAAGAGGCCUAGAGCUAAAAAUAAAACGUGACAAAUUGGAUAUUCCGAUUUUUCGCGAACCUGAGCGGUCAGAUUGCGGAUACCGAACGUCUCUUAAAGUGCCGCUUAAAGCAAGUACAUGGAGUAGGUAUCAGAAACGAUUGGGAGAGAAAGGAGGGUCGAAAGAAAACCUCACUCAGAAGGUGUGGCGCCGAGGCACAAUUAAUGCCAUCAACAACAAGGCGCCCGCAUCAGUCCGUGAUCAAAUUGCAGAUCAUGAAUCUAAUGCGGUCAAGUACUACAUCAAUGAGAUGGUUGAGUUCGACACGGCGGCAGCAUUCCUGGAACGGCCUUCCAAUGAAGCGGUGCAGAAAGAAGCACGACUCGUGACUUUCCUCGCCGAUAUGACUGCUCCAACCGGUAUAACCGAGGAACAGAAAAUGUUCAUAUCCCAGCGACCCACGAUCCGCCGGCUGAGGAGUAUCUCCCGAAGCCUCACAGAGGAGAUUCACGCGCGAGGUUAUCGCUCAUGGAAAGCUGCGGAGGGAACUGAGAUCUAUGAUCGCAAAAAGGAAGUAGAAAAAAAGCUGAAUCGGGAGCUUACAAGCCUUCGCGAGCAGCUCAAAGAAAAGAACCGACUGAGACACUUCCGUGAUGCAGACACUGCGAUCAUCAACGAACAGCUGAGUGGUGCGCCCUCGCUGUCCCCCAAAGCUACACCGCCUGUCUAUUCGGUACCGGAGAGAGAGGAGAUUGUCAAUCUAAUCUGCAAGUCACCAGCCAACUUGACUGAGAUUCAAGUAUACCAUCGACGAUUAGCAUGUAUUCGACUCUGGAUCCGAUGGCAGGACCGACAGGAAAGACCCCGCCGGGGUAGGCUAGCUGCACCGCUGAUGCGACUACCUCCAGUCCCUGAACUGCCUGUUACUGAACCGAUUGCCGACAAAUACCAGAAAAAGCAGUGCCCUUUCUGUGUCGCUAAUUUAUCUUUACCUCGCCGGGACCGCGAGGCGUCGUUCAGUCGCGUUAACAAGAUGUGGGAUCACGUCGAGAAAAUUCACCGUCAAGAACUGGCAGCAUUUGAUACCAGUAAGAUUCCUUGUUCUAUCUGCAAAGCGAGAAACGUUACAUUCGUCCCGUUAAACGUUUCCGAUUUUCAAAACCACACGCAAGAAGUCCAUAAGAUAGAACUUCGCAACCCCUUCAGCCAGUCUCUUCGCCUUGGCUAA